This is a messenger RNA of Rosa rugosa (rugosa rose), 1320 nucleotides long. RefSeq lists its product as uncharacterized. The transcript has 3 exons. NCBI's taxonomy places the organism in Eukaryota, Viridiplantae, Streptophyta, Magnoliopsida, Rosales, Rosaceae. Gene Ontology annotation, cellular component: chloroplast. Gene Ontology annotation, biological process: protein folding. The coding region runs from base 71 to 1069 and encodes 332 amino acids. The record is from RefSeq and is a predicted model, not a curated record. Gene Ontology annotation, molecular function: protein homodimerization activity; adenyl-nucleotide exchange factor activity; protein-folding chaperone binding.
AGUGUUGAAUCAUAUAACUCGCCCCUCACACCCCCUUAUCUGAACUAGUGCCUCACCCACUGUCUCUCUAAUGGCCAAUGUCCUCCGAAGUUCAGCGUUGAGGGCACCAUUGGCUCCGCUUCCAACAGCUGUCUCGCCCAACUCUCCCAAACCCUUUUUCGUUUCGUUUAGACGACAAAGGCACCCCAUUCUCCGCUUCUCUCACUUGCCCUCCCUCCGCCUCCUCGUGCCUUUCGCUUCCCACAACCAGCAGGGUGAAACCGAUGCUACUGACACCCUCGAUGCCCAGGACCUUGAGGAGGAUUCCUUAGACGGGGCAGUUAGUGUGGAAGAUAGUACAAGUGAUGCUGAAGAAAGUGGUACAAGUGAUGAUGGGGAAGGUGAUGACAAAAAACCUGUUUCAGCCAUCAUAGCGUCACUACAAUUAUACAAAGAAGCUUUAGCCAGUAAUGAUGAAUCAAAAGUAGCUGAGAUUGAAUCUUUUCUAAAAUCUGUUGAAGAUGAAAAAAUAGACCUUGAAAGGAAAGUGGCUUCUUUGUCUGAAGAACUGUCAGCAGAGAAGGUUCGGAUUCUGAGGAUUAGUGCAGACUUUGAUAAUUUCCGGAAAAGGACAGAUAGAGAACGCAUUUCACUGGUAACUAAUGCUCAGGGGGAAGUUGUGGAGAGCUUGUUGGGUGUAUUGGAUAAUUUUGAGAGGGCUAAAACCCAGAUUAAGGUGGAGACAGAGGGAGAGGAGAAGAUCAACAAUAGCUAUCAGAGCAUUUAUAAACAGUUUGGAGAAAUCUUAAGUUCACUUGGCGUUCUCCCGGUGGAGACAGUGGGGAAGCCCUUUGAUCCGUUGUUGCAUGAAGCAAUUAUGCGUGAGGAGUCUUCAGAAUUUGAAGAAGGUAUUAUACUAGAUGAAUUUCGCAAGGGGUUUAAGCUUGGUGACAGGCUUCUGCGUCCAUCAAUGGUAAAGGUAUCAGCUGGUCCAGGGCCUGCCAAGCCAGAGCAGCAAGUAGCUCCAUCUGAGGAACAUGAUGCAAGUGAAGCGACCAAAGAGGACAGCACAGAAACUGAGUCGGCUUAAAGACCGUAUUUUCCAUCUUGUUUCAUUUUUGUAAAAGCAGUUGUAACUCUAUAGUGUUCAAUCAGUAGGGUAGUAAUGUUUUAUGGGCAUGAUCUCUUAUGGGGGAAUAUUACAGCCGCUUGUCUAUUUAAAGUGAGACAGAAACCGCGUUUGAGGGAAGUCAAGUUUGUUUGAAGGCAGCUGUCUCAAUUUGUACUCAUUUACUAUCAAUUUCUAUUUUGGUUUAUAAACUUUUAUCUUCUUUUGGUGAA